Linum trigynum is the source of this 2063-nucleotide messenger RNA. The record is from the annotation of a GenBank genome assembly. NCBI's taxonomy places the organism in Eukaryota, Viridiplantae, Streptophyta, Magnoliopsida, Malpighiales, Linaceae.
CAUACACGUGGGAAUUUUUUAGCCUUUGGUUUAUCUCUCAAACAAUUUUUUGCGGUUUUUUCUUUCUUUUUCAUAAUUACUGUUUUUCCCCCAGAAUUACAACUCAAUUAACUACAGUAAAGAAAGUUAAUCAUGAGUAAGAAGUUUGGAAAAGUAAGAGGAAACAAGGGAUUGUGGCAACGACAAUGGUAGUGGUGGUUACCGAGUUGGGAGCAGCCAUUGGUCUCCUUCCAAGGUCAAAAGAAUUCAGGCCUGAAGUUUCGUAAGGCAACUUUAGUGGCAGCUUGGAAGUUGAAGAAAGAGUUUGAUAUUCAGUAUGAUAAAGGUGGCAGGCACGCCUUUCAAUUCUUCACUGAAGACGACAUGAAGAAGGUCAUGUAUAGAGGGCCUUGUAAUUUCGAUAAUGAUCUACUCAUACAGAUUAUAUGUCAACUGUCUCUUAUGCAUUGCUGGUGAGUGGUGAAUGCCCUCUAAUCAGAGUUCUUCCAUCCUAGUAGGGGUUUGCGGCAAUGCGACCUUCUUUCUCCUUACUUGUCUUUCUUGUGCUCCGAGGGCCCUCUCGGCUUUGAUGGAUUAGUAUGAGAAGGGAAUACGAGUUCAUGGAAUAAAAGUUUGGAUCGGGAGAAGAUGUCACAAUAUGGAGGGGAUAAAUAGAUGGCCCUCUCGGGAAUCUUCACAUCAAAUCUAAAUCUCUUGUAGCAAGACUCAUCACAACAAAAUAUCAUAUCAGAUGCUCUAUUUUGGAGGAUAAGAUUGGAUGGAGACCAAAUUACAUUUGAAGACGUCUCUAGAGCGUGUAUGACUUACUAAAUUUUGGAUGCAGAUGAAAGAUUGGAUCGGGAGAAGAUGUCACAAUAUGGAGGGGAUAAAUAGAUGGCAGGUUUUCAUAAUUACUAGGUUGUUUCUUUUUGCCCAUUCAUGGAGUGGGAUGCAAAGGUUUCAUGCCUUAUUGAUGAAGAGUCCAGGACAUGGAGGAAAGACCUUUUAGAGUUUAUUUUUACCCGUGAGGACAAUACGCUAUUCUUGUCAUUCAACUUUAGUUCUAGAUUGAGGAAGGUUCUAAGUGUUGGAUAGCAUGGCUGGUGAAUUGAUUCCAGAGGCCCUGUUUUGAAAAAAAAAUUGAGGCGAGAGUUUUUGUCUUUUUGCUCUCUCCUCUCUCCUGGCCUGGUGCGUCGUUUUCUUUCCUGUUGAUGACCGUUGGGAGUGUGCCUCCCUCGGUGGGGGCUGAUUUUAGCCUGAAACCGUCGGACGGAUCGCCGGCAACCACUCCCAGUCAACCCAGCAAGCGAGCGAGAGCUAGCAGUGGCGAGGGUUUCUUUGGCGAAGGCGAGAUGGACUUUGCAAUUGUUACAGCAAGAGCGAUGUAUAGUGACUUUGAAGAAGAGGGAAACUCGAAAGAGGUACUGCCGGGAGCCAAAGGUAUGGAGACAGAACAGGGAGGGGCCAAGGUCUCCUAUAAAGACUUUCUCCUUGGAAAUGGUCCAUCCGAAGAGAUACCCGAAGGAGAUGAGUUGAUGUCCGAUGAAUCUGAUGGAGAGGAUGUUGAAGAUGAUCCUGAUUGCCUCACAAUUUGGAUUAAGAAGAGUAUUGAUGCCCGUGUGCGCAAUCGAUGGAAGCGUGCUAUUACCUUCUGUGUCCUUGGAAGGAGCUUUCCCUUUGCUUUCAUCCACAGACGAACUCAGAAGAUGUGGGCAAGAAUAGGAGGAGUUAAGAUUGGGGGACAUUGGAAACAAUUUCUUUCAAGCGAUCUUUGACUCGCAACUCGAUCAUAAUCGUGUACUCUACGGGGGGCCGUGGACUAUCGAGGACCACUAUAUCGCCUCGGAACCAUGGCGGUUGGAUUUCGACCCCGAUUUUGACUCGAUUCACAGAGCUUCGAUCUGGUUAAGAAUUUCUCUUGCUUACUUUGAUGAAGAGAUUCUUACUGACAUCGGGGAUAAGCUGGGGAGAGUGGAAAAGAUUGACUUUAAUACGACAAAUGGGUCAAGAGGAAACUAUGUUCGUAUUUGUAUCGAAAUUGACCUUAGAAGAAGCUUGUAUCAAAGUAAAAGAUCAAAAGGAGG